Dunckerocampus dactyliophorus (ringed pipefish) is the source of this 633-nucleotide messenger RNA. RefSeq names its product claudin-like protein ZF-A89. Gene Ontology annotation, cellular component: bicellular tight junction; plasma membrane. Gene Ontology annotation, molecular function: structural molecule activity. Lineage: Eukaryota; Metazoa; Chordata; Actinopteri; Syngnathiformes; Syngnathidae. Gene Ontology annotation, biological process: bicellular tight junction assembly; cell adhesion. Bases 1 to 633 code for a protein of 210 amino acids. The record is from RefSeq and is a predicted model, not a curated record. The transcript has a single exon.
AUGGCGUCUGCAGGCCUCCAGAUGUUUGGCAUCUUUCUGGCGACCAUUGGCUUCCUGGGUGACAUCAUCGUGUGUGCGCUGCCCAUGUGGAAGGUGUCCGCGUUCAUUGGCAACAACAUUGUGACGGCGCAGGUCUUCUGGGAGGGUCUGUGGAUGAACUGUGUGAAGCAGAGCACGGGCCAGAUGCAGUGUAAGGUCUACGACUCCAUGCUGGCACUGCCUCAGGACCUGCAGGCAGCCCGCGCCCUUGUGGUCAUCUCCAUCCUGUUGGUCCUCAUGGGCCUCCUGCUGGCUGCCGCUGGGGGCAAGUGCACCAACUGCAUAGAGGACGAGUUGGCCAAGAGCCGUGUAGCCGUCGCCGCAGGUGUCUUCUGCGUGGCGGGUGGCAUUCUGUGCCUCAUCCCUGUGUCCUGGUCCGCCCAUGUGGUCAUCCGCAACUUCUACAACCCGAUCAUGAGCGACGCACAGAGACGUGAGCUUGGCGCCGCACUCUUCAUCGGCUGGGGGGCUGCCGGCCUGAUGAUCAUCGGGGGUGCGCUGCUGUGCUGCCAGUGUCACAGUCGCAAGGACAGCAGAUACUCUGUGAAAUACUCAGCACCGCGUUCUGCCGCCAGUGGAGGCGCGUAUGUUUGA